Molecule: messenger RNA, 1392 nt
Organism: Penicillium concentricum
Lineage: Eukaryota; Fungi; Ascomycota; Eurotiomycetes; Eurotiales; Aspergillaceae
Exons: 3
Coding region: 1-1392 (463 amino acids)
Biological process (GO): DNA-templated transcription; regulation of transcription by RNA polymerase II
Cellular component (GO): chromatin
Molecular function (GO): RNA polymerase II cis-regulatory region sequence-specific DNA binding; zinc ion binding; DNA-binding transcription factor activity, RNA polymerase II-specific
Source: RefSeq, a predicted model, not a curated record
AUGCCGUUCACACAUGCACCAUCGUUCAGAAUUGAAGAAUGUGAUCCGGGACUUUUCCUUGCCAUGACUGCUAUCGGUGCGGUUUACCGAUAUGAGAUGAAAACAGCAUAUAAUCUGUUCUAUGUCGCAAAAAGUAUUUUCCUAGACAAGCACCGUCACAGAGAAAGCAAUGACUUCACCAGAGUUAAAACUGGAAGGAAUAACGCCCAAGAGAUUCGCGGUCUACUCUGUCUCCUUACAAUGGCAUCCUGGCAAAAGGACCCGGAGCUGGAAAACGAAACCUUCAUGUUACAAAGCCUACUCGUCCACUCCAUGAGGGUGAGUGGCUUGGAUGACACUCUCAUCCAGGCUGGGGAUCUUGACUGGGAGACCUGGGCUCAGAAAGAAUCCGACAGACGGACAAAGCUACUUGUGUUUUGUUUUCUUAACAUCCAAAGCAUCGCCUACAAUCUACCUCCCGGUUUGCUGAGCAAAGAAAUCCGGCUACGGCUUCCUUGCUCAUGUCCGGAAUGGACCGCGGCAGAUGCAGCAACCUGGGAAAUGCUACAUCAGAACACCCCCAAUGAACAAGAGUAUUUUCACAUUGCUCUACAAAAUCUUUCAUUACCGGCAUCGGGAACUCGUGUCAAACCCUCAUUUACAUCGCCUGUUGCCAACUAUGUCCUACUGCAUGGUUUGAUCCAGUCCAUCAUUUGUACCCAGCAGAUUCUCCCCUUCCCAGGGCCAGUUUCAUCUUCAAAUAGUCAGGCAUUUUUCGAAGCUGCGCUUCGAAAAUGGACAGAAUCAUGGCAGAUUACCCCCGAGUCCAACCUGGAGCCGUUAGACCCCAAUGGACCAUUACCUUUUACGUCAAGCACAUUGCUGAGUCUUGCUUAUAUUCGCAAUUGUCUCGAUACAGGACGCUCGAAGGUUCUAUCAAGCUGGGAUCCCGUUAAAACUGCCUCUUUUCUACAUGAUUCGCCGCCUCUCAAGCACAACUGGCACGUGUUUCUGGCAGCAAUUCAUGCAACGCGGGUUUUAGGCACUCUUGUCAAGCUUGGUAUACGAUAUGUCCAGCAUAGCCAAGCAUCUGUCUGGAGCAUCGAAGAUGCUUUAUGCGGACUUGAAUGUGCAGUCUUCCUAAGUCAAUGGCUACGCGAAGUCGGUGACAUGACUCGUGCGAAUUCCGAGUCUGAAAACCAAAGGGUUCUUGUCAAAUGGGUUCGUGAAAUUGUGCAAGAAGCACUUGUCUCAAUUAGCAGCGAUCCACACUCCACGGUGCUCUCGACACCAGACGAAUUGGCUACCGAAGUCAUAAAGCUAUGGACACUCAUCAUGCAGGGCAGUUCUCCCUGGUCGUUUAUGGGUGCUGUUGCCGAUGUCUUGAUUAUAUAUGGAGGUGGUUUUACAUAG